GCUCACUUGUCUCAUAUUCAAGAGUUCUCUAUCUGUCUGUAGCGCAGACUCUAAGAUAGAAUGACAUGCUAAAGGCACUGAGCAAGGUUACGACGGCCGGCCCACCGCGGCCUCUCAUUGGCUGCCUGCUCCCCUCCGCCUGGACUCAUAAACUCCAGCUCUCCACACUGGUCACACAAACAUGAGGAUACCGACUCAGUGAGGGCUGCGACAAGUCUUUCCACCACCAGUUCUCCCAAGUAGCCCUCGGACCUGUAUGGCCCCAUCGACCGUCAUGUCAGCUUUGACCGCUGGUUUGAAAACUGAAGGCAGCAAAGGAGACAUGCAGACGACGAGCCUCAGUUCGCCGGAGGAGACCGGGAAGCCCAAAGUUGCCAUCCUGCCUUUCAGCGUGGAGGCGCUGAUGGCCGACAGGAAGCCCAGCAGAGAGGCGCCGUCCCCGGACCCAGCUGUGGCAGCGGCCGGGACGUCGCACGCGCUGGGGAAGAGCCCGCGGCUGGGCCCUUUCGGGAGUCUGGAUACGUCCGCUGUGGCCAUGAGCUCGUCGUUUUCAGUGGGCGACAUUAUGAACAUGCCAGACGGCGUGUUAAUAAAGCCAGAGAGCCCGGACAGUAAAGAAAGAAACUCUUGGAUACAGAGUCCACGCUUUUCUCCUACGCCUCCACGUCGGUUAAGUCCUCCAGCUUGUCCGCUCAGGAAGCACAAGACGAACCGAAAGCCCAGGACCCCCUUCACGACGUCCCAGCUGCUGGCACUGGAGCGCAAGUUCCGACAGAAACAGUACCUUUCCAUCGCCGAGCGCGCCGAGUUCUCCAGCUCCCUCAACCUGACAGAGACCCAGGUCAAGAUCUGGUUCCAGAACCGGAGGGCCAAAGCGAAGCGGCUUCAGGAGGCAGAACUUGAGAAACUUAAGAUGGCAGCAAAGCCCAUGUUGCCGCCUGCAUUCGGGAUUUCUUUUCCUCUCGGCGCCCAUGUGCCCGGCUCUUACGCAGGCUCGCACCCGUUCCAGAGACACUCGCUGCCCGUGUCCCCCGUGGGUCUGUACGCGGCCCACGUCGGAUACAGCAUGUACCACCUGGCCUGAUGACGUCCACCUGGAGACCCUCUUUGGCAAGUGGGCACUUCGGAUCAUAUCUAGAUUUGAAACUGAAAGGCAUCCUGGUGGUGUCACAUCAUGUCUCCAAACCUGAUGAGGACCCUUCAGCAGUAAGUCAACAACCAGGGUUACAGCCGGGGAUCACUUAAACCACGCGUGUUUAGCUCUUUACUAUGAGUGACAAGGGGGUUUGGGCUGUACUGUGAAAGGCUCACAGCAACAAACCAUUUUAUUUGGAGAGCAAUGUUGCCAUUUUUACAACGGGAGCAGUGUAGAAAUGCAUCAAUUCCUGAGCCCUUUGUAACAGUGUUCAUUACCUGAUUUGGUAUUCCAUCGAUAAGUGGAGAACUUUUGCCAGUAUGAGCUUGUUACAUGCAACAACAGGCCAAUAACAAUUAGAUGCUUAACAAAAAGGAUCAUUGAUCCUGCUCUAAAUCGCCAGUAUGAUGCUCAAACUAAACCAAAAGGGAGUCCAUGUUUGAUGAUAUUAACGCUGUUGCGAGGCGAUUGCUAAAGUGUUCAUCUGAAACAAGUGUCAAAUGAAUGGUCAUUCUGGAGAAUUACAGCCGUUUUUCCUUUUCUUUUUAUUUUUGUGUUUUUACUUAACAGCGUUGUCUGUUUUUAAAUGACUCCCUUUGCAAGGGAAAUGUGUAAAAUACUGUAUAUUUGAAGAAUAUCCUCAUUUAUUAUGAUUAUAUUUGUGACAUAACUUAACAAUAAAUUGUUUAUUCUUUUUUUCAA
Molecule: messenger RNA, 1837 nt
Organism: Synchiropus splendidus (mandarinfish)
Lineage: Eukaryota; Metazoa; Chordata; Actinopteri; Syngnathiformes; Callionymidae
Gene: msx1a
Product: muscle segment homeobox 1a
Exons: 3
Coding region: 257-1084 (275 amino acids)
Biological process (GO): embryonic morphogenesis; regulation of transcription by RNA polymerase II
Cellular component (GO): nucleus
Molecular function (GO): RNA polymerase II transcription regulatory region sequence-specific DNA binding; DNA-binding transcription factor activity, RNA polymerase II-specific
Source: RefSeq, a predicted model, not a curated record